AUGUCUUCAAGCAAAGCAUUUAAAAGCCACUACGAACAGGACGAGCGUUGGACCGCCGUCGAUGAGUACACCAAUGGGCAUCUCCAUAAUCCCGAUACUCAUGGCAAUUCAAAGGUAUUAUCGGAAGCGCUUUCGAACUCAAUUGACAAGGGAUUGCCAGAUAUCUCUACUUUCCCAUCAUAUGGCAAGCUCCUUGCUUUGCAGGCUAAACUUGCUGGUGCAGACUAUGCCCUUGAAGUUGGAACUCUUGGUGGAUACACAUCUAUCUGGUUAGCUACAGAAAACCCCAAUAUCAAGAUCGUGACUCUGGAAGUCAAUCAGCACCAUGCUGACGUGGCAUUAGAGAAUUUGCGAAGAGCUGGUGUGGCCGACAGAGUCGAAAUAAUUGUUGGCCCAGCUUUGGAAACUCUGCCCAAACUUGCAGAAGAGAUUGCAGCAGGCAAGAGACAGAAGUUCGGUUUCACCUUCAUUGAUGCUGACAAGACCAACAACUGGAACUAUUUUGACUGGGCAGUCAAGAUCAGCAGGUCCCGUGCUGUGAUUGUUGUUGAUAAUGUGGUCAGAAACGGCACGAUUGUUGCCAAAGAGAAACUCAACGAUCCCAAUGUCAGCGGUGCAAGAAACGUCAUAGAACGAGUGGGUAAAGACAACCGCGUUGAUGCUGUUGUGCAACAAACAGUGGGAGAAAAGAAUUACGAUGGGUUUUUACUUGCCAUUGUUAAAUAA
This is a messenger RNA of Sugiyamaella lignohabitans, 726 nucleotides long. RefSeq lists its product as uncharacterized. Bases 1 to 726 code for a protein of 241 amino acids. The transcript has a single exon. NCBI's taxonomy places the organism in Eukaryota, Fungi, Ascomycota, Dipodascomycetes, Dipodascales, Trichomonascaceae. The record is from RefSeq and is a predicted model, not a curated record. Gene Ontology annotation, molecular function: O-methyltransferase activity; S-adenosylmethionine-dependent methyltransferase activity.